Messenger RNA from Hyposmocoma kahamanoa, 1889 nucleotides. It is a transcript of the gene resilin, whose product is annotated as pro-resilin-like. Lineage: Eukaryota; Metazoa; Arthropoda; Insecta; Lepidoptera; Cosmopterigidae. The record is from RefSeq and is a predicted model, not a curated record. The coding region runs from base 45 to 1847 and encodes 600 amino acids. Gene Ontology annotation, cellular component: extracellular matrix. The transcript has 5 exons.
CACCUCAAAUUUUAGCCUUUGCAUUUCAUGAAAAUCCUACGGCAAUGAUUUUUUGGAUUAUCUGGUUAAGCGUAGUGGCGAUAUCGGUCAAAUGUGAGCCUCCAGUUAACAGCUACCUGCCACCAUCUGCCGGUGGUGGUAGCCGACCUUCAGCACAAUAUGGACCUCCUAGUGCAGGUAGUCCAAUAGGCGGUGGAAAUCGUCUGGGAUCGGGAGGGUUUCGAAAUCAAAAUCAACUUCAAGACACUUACCUACCUCCCGGGCAAACCGGCCAGUCCAGUCCAGACACCCAAUAUGGUCCACCGUCUUCUCAAGGAUUUGGGCAAGGAAGGGGUCCUCAUAGAGGGUUCGGAUCGCAGGCACAAGGUGGUUUUAACCAAGACCAGAGAGGAAGAGAUUUGAAUGCGCCGAGUCAACAAUAUGGAGCUCCUGGUCAAGGUGGCCCUGGAGGCAUACAAUCAGGCAAUCGACCUUUCAGUGCUGGCAGUGGUAACGAAAGACGACAACCGCAAUCUACUUAUGGUCCACCGGAUAGAGGGCAAAGUCUAGGAGGUGGUUCUCCUGGAAGAGGUGGAUUGGGACAACGAGACCCAGGUUUUGGUCAACCCCCUGAAAGUUCAUAUGGGCCACCGCCAACAGGAGAUUUCCAGUCUUCUGGUGAUGGUUCUAGAGGCCAAUCACCUAGUCAACGUGGUAGACCUCAAAGACCAGAUUCAAGUUAUGGCUCUCCAAAUGCUGGUAAUUCUCAAAAUGAAUUCAGUGGAAGAGCUUCAGGUGGCCGCCCUUCAUCAGAAUAUGGCACACCUAGUUUUGGUAGUGGUGGUAGUGGUAGGGAAUUUGGCGGUCAAGGUCCUGGAUUUAGUGAAGGCGAAUCUGAUGAGCCAGCUAAAUACGAGUUUAGCUAUGAAGUGGACGACGCGGAGACAGGUACUAAAUUUGGUCAUUCUGAACAACGGGAUGGUGACCUGGCCACCGGGGAAUAUAACGUAGUGCUGCCUGAUGGCAGAAAGCAGGUGGUCGAGUACGAGGCCGGCCUCCAGGGAUACAAGCCUCAGAUUCGAUACGAGGGUGGCAGAGGAGGUUCAGGGUCUGGGUUUGGUCGAGGUGGUUCAAGGCCUCAAAGUCAGGGAUAUACUCAAGGUGAACCGGGUGGGGGUUUCUUUGGCAGUACCAAUGACAUUGGUUACCCGCAACGAUCAGAAGGCGACGGUCAACGAGGUCCUAGUCGUUACCAACAGCAAGAAUCGUUUGGUCAAGGUACACCGUCGCAAGGAACCCAGGGAAUGGGAUAUUCAAUCGGGGGGCCAGGCGGAAGAGAUGGAGCAGGACGGGGUCCUAGUAACUUCGCUGGCGGUGUUCGCGGACAAGGUGGCGAAGGGUAUCCUUCUGGCAGACCUGGAGACAAUGGCAUAGAAAAUUUCAAUGGUGGCGAUAGGGGAUAUCCCAGUGGUGGCCCCCAAGGAGAUAGACCUUUCGGAGGUGGAUCGCAAGGAGGAAGAGGAUUUUCAACAGGUGGAUCUCAAGGAGGGGAAAGAGGUUAUCCAAGCAGUCCUCAAGGGGCUGACCAAGGGUACCCCAGUGGUGGCCCGCAAGGUGGGAGAGGCUUUGGAGGUGUAGGGUCUUCUGGAGAUGACCGAAGUUUUGGUAGAGGUCUACAAGAAAGUGACAGAGGUUUUUCUGGUGGGCGUCAGCAAGGUGGAAGCGGUUACCCUAGUGAACCGCAAGGGGGUCGUAAAGGUUUCGGCAGUGGGUUGCAAGGUCGAAGCUAUCCAGGAGGCCGAGAUCCAGGCGGAGACGAAGGUUAUCCUAGUGGAGGACCCAGUGGUCAGCGAGGUUCCGGCUUUUGAAUUAAAUAAAUGACGACUUCUCAAUAAACAUGAGCGAUGUAA